Messenger RNA from Porites lobata, 41172 nucleotides. The record is from the annotation of a GenBank genome assembly. Lineage: Eukaryota; Metazoa; Cnidaria; Anthozoa; Scleractinia; Poritidae.
AUGCGAUCUAAGAUCGAUGUGGCUGAUGAUGAUGAGAAGUUUUAUCAGAUGGGAUUAAACAUUAGUGGAUGCAGUGAAACUCGUAGUGUUCGCGGAAACCUCACAUGUGGCCAGGCUCUUUUGUGUGCCUAUGGGUGGUUUGGACCGGCUUUGGUAAAAGGCUGCAAUGGGUCAACUCAAAAGAAAAUAAUAGAUGUUCUGAAUCGGUCAUCAGAACGUUUGUACAGUGACGAGGAAUUUCUUACCAGAUAUGGCCAUGAAAUGCGUAGCAUGUUGAUCCUAUACUGCCGUUUCAAAUCAAAACUCAAAUGUUCUGAUAAGGACUUUGUUCCGCACCUGACUAAAGAAGGGCUCUGCUUCACUUUCAACUCGGGUUUAAAUGACAUUCCAUUGCAUCAUACAACUUAUGAAGGUGCUGAUUCUGGUCUUAGCAUUAUACUCGAUGUUCAAACCAACGAGAGCACAUUGAACGAAUUCUCUACUGGUUUGAAAGUGAUUGUGCACGAACAAAAUACAUUUAUUAAUCGCUAUGACGGCUUCAAUGUCUUACCUGGCACCCAUGCGUCUGCCUUGAUCAAGCUUACAAAGGUGAGUUACUGAUCAUGACCCGAGAGUACUUGUUGGAAUUCUUGAUGGGGAUGUACCUCCCGCUUCUCUAAAUCCUCGCCCUAUUUCAGACCAAAAAAAUGUAAUUUUUUACACCCGUUUUCAGACCAGGCCUUUAAAAUCCAUAGGUAGAAAUUAUGUCAUCAUUACUUAGUUUAGACAUAUUACUCUUUCUUAUUUAUUUGGAAUGGAAACGACAAAUACGUUCGCACACUCCCGUAUAGCUCCCUCGAAAACCGUACCUGAUUCCAGACCACAGUAGGCAACAUCUAUACCCUUUUUCAGACCGAAACGGAAAAAAAUUCUCUUUAGCAUUAUUUUUGCGUGGUAAUAUUCGUUGUUCAGCAUUUCGCAAAAUUAAAUUUAAACUGAUUUUGUCGAAUUUUAAAUCAGUCGGGCUUUUCUGAUAUAAUGUUUGAAACCUGUUCAGUUCUGUGCGACAUACUGAACAACUCUGUGAGGUGGAUCUUUAUAUAUCAUUAACUCUCAUAAAGGAAAGACGACCACCAAUCAAAACGAGCGAAAUAGCUGAUAUAUUACUGUACCUUUUUCUUAGAUCAAGAGACUUCCUUCACCCUACAAAACGAACUGCAGACAAAUGAAACUUGCGGCAGUUGAAAGAUACACAAAGGACGGCUGUGCAUUCGAGUGUUCCUCAAACUACACCAUCAAACAAUGUGGAUGCCGUGGUCCUGGAUUUCUAGGUUUAGAAUAGUUUUAAUUUCUUUAAUUUCUUUUUUCUAAGCCAUUUUACUUCCGUUUGUAAGUAUGACUCAGUAAUUUGAAUGAAACACAGUAUUGCCGGCAUUAUGAACUACGGUGAUACAAAUAGUCUUACGUACUCAGUAAGUCGACACCAUUGCUCUUGGUGUUCUUCUAGAUGACAAUGUAACCUGGAAAUCUAGCUCAUAUAACUUUAAUAGCCACUAAAAUGUCUAAAUCUAUGGCCAUUAUUCAUAAAUCUAGGUUUUUUCUCUCUGCUCGCUCUCUUUGUACCUUGUAUAAUUCAACGAUCCUUCCGUAUAUAUAUUAUUGCAAUCUAGUUUGGGGAUGUGACCUACAAAUCUAAUCUUAAAAGGACAGAGUUACUUUAAUUUAUAAGAAGUGCGCACUAAGAAUAUGUAGUAAGCAAAUCUACUAGGUACGAUGCCCAUACUGACCCGAUCUUCUGGAGCAAAAGCUCUUUUCAAGAAAUGUCCAGAUUUCUACUUGUUUCAGUAAGGCCUUUUUAUGUUUUCUUUUAAGAAUUAUCAUUCGGGCCCGUAAAAUUCAAUAACUUUUUUUUUCAGUGAGCAACUAAAUGUAUAAUUAAAGUACAAGGUUAGGUCCAACUCCCUAAAUGCUCCAAUCAAAUCUUGCACAAAUUUUAGGGUUUUUUUCCCAACAAACCGACAGGGCUGAAAAACGUACUACGCAUGUCCGUGACAUCACUUGUUUACUUGUCUAGCCCUUGCGCUAAGUACUCGUGCAAAGUGAAAUUCUUGCAUCUGAGACCAUUUUAUCUUCAACCAUAAGUGUUAAACUCAUAUUUGUGAAUGCCAACAAAGGAGAAAUUCUACGAAUACGUUAGAAAUGCAACUCAUGGAAAGAAAUAUUACGUAAUCUAGGGAUCAAGGAAAAUGUUUUUGACCGUCCCUGCGAGGUUUUCAUUGUUUUGAUACAGAUCGUCAGUAAGUUUGCAGAAAGAUGACUGAGAAAUUAAAAAAGAGCAAUGUGCUGGAGUUUGGGCGACUUUUCUUCGAUGGUAAGUAAACGAUUUACUUAAACAUUACUUUAUUCUAGUUAAGGAGGAGCAAAUCUUUGUAAUGUAGCCGAGCGAAAACAGUUGUUGACCGUUUCUUGGUGGCAAGAAAGCCGGCUUUGAGCGCGAUGAUACCAUCAGACACAAGAAGUCAUGAAAGUCGUAAACUUAGUUACAAGUUAAGUUUUAGUGCGAUCAAAGAAGCUUUUUCGUACAUAUAGCUCUAGCCGGCUUAGAGGCGCUGGUCGAGCUGUAGAAUCAGUAUUUAUUCCGUUAAGUUUGUUUAAAAUUUAAUUUUCACCUUUAAUCUUAUUAAUGAAUAAACUUUUAAGGUUUAAAGCUGUUGAAGUUUUGAGAAACAAUCACAAGUUGGCUCAGCUCUAUGUCAGUUUUCGUAUUAACUAUAACUUUUCCAUUUAUGACAGGUGUGAAUGAAGCAGAAGAAUCAAGGAAUGAAGAUCUAGACUUCGAACAGAAAAAUAAAUGAAAGUUUAUAAAGAGUCAGAUUGUUCUUCUCCCCGUAAUGAAGCUUUUUAGAGAACUUCAAGUCAUUGGUACUUUUACCAGCAGGCAUCGACCGUAUUACUUACCCAUUUACUCUUUUCAACAUUAAUUUUGCCUGUUGUCAUAUACAAAAAUUUAUAAUAGCUCUUUUGAGCUGAGCUAAGAAUAAGUCAUAAAGGGAAACAAGUUUGGAAGAAAGAAUUGAGUUCGAAACUGUGUUCUUACAGUUCUUAUAGUGAAAGCAAGUGAGAUAUAACAAGAGAAAUAACUAAGAGACGAUCAUUCAAGGAAAAACAAAGAUAAAUAAAAUGUACCUUUAAUACUGACACUGAUAUGAUGACCGGACGAUUUCUUACAACUGAUAACAUAUUGAUAGUCUGUACUUUCAUUUCUGUUUAGGCUUGAAAAUGUACACAUUCGGAUGAAAGAACCGUUUUCGGCUUCGUCCGUGAAUCUUCUUUUGUUCAUAGCAAAAAACGGAAGAAAAAUUACGAAGGUGGAAUUCAAUAAAGUAUGAAAUAAUCUACCUUUAGUUUAAAUGGGAACCAUGAAUAUUCGGAAAUUAAACCACCUUAAAAAUCGGGAAAAUGUGAGGAUGUUCUGAAAAUCCUUUUGCAACUGCGAUACUAUUUAAAGCAGGGACGCUUCUUUCCUGCGUCUUCUUUUGUUCAUAGAAAAAAGUAGAAGAAAAAUUACAAAGGUAGAAACUAGAAUUAAAUAAAGUAUGAAAUAAGCUACCUUUAGUUUAGAUGGGAACCUUAAAUAUUCAGAAUCCGCCUUAAAAAUCGCCAAAAUGUGGGGAUGUUUUGAAAAUCCUUUUGCAAACGAUACUCGUUUAGAUCCCAGACCUCUCUACACAUGCGCAGACGUUGUUCAGCUCUGUCCAACAAACCUUCAGUAUUUUAAAGUAGCCUGUGUUCAGAUAAGUUAGCAUGGUUUUUUUUUUUUUUUUUUUUUUGUUUUUUUUUUUUUACCACGCAUAAUUUUUUUUUCUCCUAUAUAUUUUAUCAACAGACGUUAUUAUUAUUAUUAUUAUUAUUAUUAUUAUUAUUAUUAUUAUUAUUAUUAUUAUUAUUAUUAUUAUUAUUAUCUCUUUUAUCGCAGUCUUUGCGGGUGUCCUUUUUGUGCAUCAGCCGGGCGCAAACCAUGCACCUAGAGCGUCAGUCACUCAAGUCAAUCAUUCUGUUCACACACUAAGCACCUUUCUGAGGAUUCGAUCCCAGCAUGCAGAUCUUUUGAAUCUCUGUCAUAGUAGCUCUCUCUGAUACUUUCUUGAUGUUUUCUCUAAUUUAUCUGAUUGAAUUGUUUUUUUUUAAAGGUCCACAGACGGUACCGCUGUGUUCGAUUCGGGACUCUUAUUGUGUUAGGCGAUCUACGGGUAAAAACUACAGUUCAUUCUAUGUCACUUGGUUACUAAUAAAUCCUUCAGUCGUUUGAAUUGUUGUGGAAAACUACGAGACUUUCAUGUAUAAAAUCUAAAACUGAGAUUGACGUAAACAAACGAACACACAUUAUAUAAACUAAGACAAAAUAAAAAAUAGCCCUCAUAAUAAAAAUCCGGUCAACGACCUGCAAUGAACUGUAUAUUUCUGAAAAAAGCAUCUUUUUUCUAGGUAUGCAAUUGGUGUUCAUAUAGUCACUGACCGUUCUCCUGGGACUUAAAAAUCCAUCCCCAUCCGACUCAAAUUCUCCGUUACGGAAUGUUACCAUCGAAAACUGAAAACCGUUAAUUGAUGAUUGAUGUCACUCUGUCAAAAGCAAAAUUUCGCAAAAGUCUAUAAGUAGUCGAAAAUAAUCUGGCACUUUUUCUCCUCUAGCCUCGCUCGUCUAAAAAUUUGGACAAUGCCAAACUUAUCGGCCAAUCAUUUUAAGCUUCUCGCAGAUUUCAUUACGACAGAGUGACGUCACAGAAGUCGUUCCUUAAUGCGAAAGCUUGUUUAAAUUUCACUAUCUUCAAGUUUAAGUUUCGUUUGAAAGGAAUUUGACUCAAAGGCGAAGGAAAUAGUAAGCAUACAAAACAAAUUGACAUCUGUCUCUUUUGAAUAAAGAAAGUGGCUAGUGUCCUUUCUACAAUGACCUUGUCUUUUGAGAUCUUGAUAUUGGCUCUCAGCAAGGGAGGAUAAAGGGGACAGAGAAGGCAUCCCCCAUACACACCCUAUUCCAUAGGGAAUUCGUCUCGAGUUAUUUGUAAGACCACAGAUCCCGAGGGGGAUUAGACGACAGCCAAUCACAUAGCGCGAAUGUGUUCCGCGUGGAUGACACACGCUCAGAGCCACGCGUCCUUCACGAAUUGACGCUGAAAAAAAUGGCGGAAGACGCGGAGAACGAUAUUGCUAUUGGUUUUGUCGACGAAAACGACUAAAGCGAGAUUUCUGCUGCUAAAGCUGUGUCAGCGAAACGGAAAUUAAAAAAGAAUCGCUCUUCCUGUCUUGUAUAGAGCUAACAGUACAGCAGGGAAAUCCUUGACACACUGAAUAUUCUCUCAGGAUCAUUUAUAAUUUACAGUUUGAAGAGAGCAAUUCCUGGCUUGAUAUUUAUUCUUUUAUUAGUCUUUUAUUAUUCAACAAAAAUAACACUUAGCGUCCUACUUGCUUUAUUGUACAAACGACCGGUUUCAAUAGACCGGCGAAAUUUCUCAUUUUAUUAAAGCAAAGAGGUUACGACAACUUCCAGUUAAACUGAUUUCACGGGUUGUCAAAAAGUCCAGCGAUUCCCUUUUCCCAGGUGGGCGCCGAUUCCUUUCUCUUCAAAAUUCAGAAAUGCUCUCAAUCUCUUUACGCUUUCAUUGCCUUUCGCCCGACGUGUUUUGCACGGCGUUUAGUCAUGCGAAACCUUCACGAAACAUCCACAAAGCCCGCGAGGUAACUUUAUCCCGAUUCUAAAAAUAACUCGAGAGAAUUACAUAUGUAAUAGGGUGUGUAUGGGGAAUCGGCCUUCUCUGUCCUUUUUUUCCUCUCUUGCUCUCAUUUAAAACCGUGACCACAGAGCAGUAAUCCUUUUUUGGGGAAAACGGUUUUUGUCUUUAUAUGAGAUAACUGAGCCAGUGUAACAAAGGAUUCUACUAGCGACCACAUUUGCUUCUACGAUCAUGGUUGAUGGAGCAAUUUUCUAACACCAAAAGCCAUGAUUAUGGCUGUUGUUAACACUUACUGUACUGCUUUCAAGUGUAAUCAAAAGAUGACGAGUGAAAUUAGGGGAUCAUUUCUUGACUAUACCUAUUAAUAUCAUGGGUGACAAAUUACGCUCGUAAUCGUUAUUAUUACUUCUGAGAGGGGGGGGGGGGAGCGAUAUAAGUUAGGCAACAAACUGAAAAUUUUAGAGCAUCAAUUUGGGCUUAAUAGGUUCACAAUUAUCUUAAAUUUUCGACGAAAACCCUGUUAGAUCUCUUUCCUGUCUUUAAGUUUUCUAAAUCGUCUUUUAAUGCCCUAGCAUCUUCAUUCACAACAUUUUAAAACCGUAACGCCAUCUUGGCACUGAGACAAACUUUCAGAUGUCAAAUUAUAAAUUAACAGUGAAAUUUCUUGCCAUAAUUAAAGAGCCAUUUGUCACUCAUGAUAUUAGGAAGAGUGUACUAUACAUUAUAAUACUACUAUUAAUAAUAAUAAUAAUAAUAAUCUUUAUACAGGAAGCUCACUUCACAAAGAGUGAUAUUCAGUGAGGCCCUGUAAAACAAUAGAAAAAAUAGAUGAUCUUAGAUAAAUGAAUGCGUAAUAGUAAUAAUAAGUAAAAAGUUAAGAACUAAAAACCUACUAAAUUACGCAAGCUACAGGUUAAAAAUGUUAAAAUGUCAGAUAGAUUAAAAUAUUAAAAGCUAUAAAAUAUCUAAAAUAUAUAGCUUAUAUUUUUAGUUAUCAGUUGUAGAAAGUUUGGGAUCUAAUACACCUCUUGUUUCUUUUCAGAUCAGUUUAAUAUAACGUCAUGUUCCAGCUGCAGCAACGCAUGCUCCGAACUGGAAUACGAACCACGUGUUUCCUAUUCCAAAUUCCCGGAUGUUUCAAUAGCUACCAUUUUCCAUCAUUACUUUCAUAAAACAGAGAGUCUCAAAUAUAUGCAGUAAGUUGUAAUUAAAAGCACCUUUAUAAGAAGCCAUGGAUCAAUUUAGGUUACUUGGAAACUUCCCACCUACCCCUCCCCUAAGCCAUCCUUUUGCCCAAAGUAAGGAGUAAGUGUUAAUGUUAGCUUAGGCGAGGAGUAGGUGGGCAGUUUACCAGAAAACUAAAUUGAUUUAGGGAGUAUUGUGUUUAUGAUUUUAACAUUUUACCAAUUAUGUAUUACGAUUAGAGGAAGGGUGAAAGAAGUAGCAAAAUUUUAACCUCAAAUGGCAUAAAAUAAAUUAAGCGUUAAAAUUCUCAAAGCCACUGCAGUAUUUGUAACUCAGACUUGUAGUUAUGACUUUCUGCUUUUCACUCUCCCGAUAUUGUCCAUACAGUCCCGACACUUUAAAAAUCAAAUGCAAAUUAUAGCAAUUAGUAUAAAUUGUAAUCACGAUCUGUCUUUUCAUUGGCUAAGAACCUACAGUUAAUUUUAGAAAUCAGCGCAAUCUACAGUUUAGUUAGUUAUCUGUUAGCAGCUUACUGAAAAAUCUGUAGGUUGUUCGCAAAGUGCAUGAUUUCCAAGAGCAAUGUCAAACCGUUUUCCAUGCGAUGCUGUGUUUAUCCUUAUUUUGUUUAAAACAGUGAGUAAUAAAACAAUUACGUAGUAGAUUCGGUUUUUGUGAUAUCCCGAAUAAUCAAGGUCUCAGUAAGUGUCUGAUCAGCACUUUCUAACCUUGAUUAUUCCAGAUGUCACAAGAACUUCAUCCACUAUCAGCCCACUAUCAACCCACUGAUUAUGAGACCAUAAGAUCAUAGCAACGGACAGUUCCAAAUAUAGUCAUAAUACCCACUUACUCAUCUUUUUUUCCACAUUCUAAGGGAAAACUAUGUGUUUCUUCAAGUGGGUUUUCAACGACUGUCCUACGAAAUGAGGGAAGAUGUUCCAAGCUAUGGAUCCGAGAGCCUCUUAGGUGAGUAAAGUAUCGAGAAAGAAUUAUUUCUCGAUUUUGAGUUUUUUAAGGCCGUUUUUAUCGUUAAUUUCGAAAUGAGCAGUGUCUUUACUCUUUUCAAAUGUACUUGUUAAUUGGAAGCUCUCCAAAAUCUCCUUGGAUGAAAAUAGUUAAUGAAAAAUAGUUAAUCACAGUUUUAGUACAAAAACUCUCUCUUAUCCAGAACAGGUUCAUUGCAAUAGUUGAACCACAACGACUAUCUGCAUGCACUAGGCUUCGUAGCAAAAGAGGAGGCGUGGUUCCCUGGCGUUCUAACCAAAAAAAGGAACCGACACCUGCCAUGCAGGGCUUCGCAUGCCUAGUCAGAUCAAUACCAGACACUCAAAGACGAGAAUUACUCUUACCACUCGUCGUAGACUGUGACUGUACUAACACCAGUGUAACAACUUGUAGCGCUUCUGAUUGACUAGGAUUUAUUUCCGUGCUUACUGACGACCUAGCUUUUUAGCAAGUAUCUCCGAUCCUCGUCUGCAUGCAUAUAACCCGCUUACUCAGAGUUUCGAAAUGUUGAUACACAGUCCUGAGAAGCUUAUUAUAUCUCCAUUUCAUCACAACACUAAAAAUGAAAAUUACUAACUUCCGGCAGUGGAUUCAUUUCACGUGCUAGCCUGUUCCAGGCAUAUUCAGAUAGUGGGGACGGCGCAAAAAAUAGUGAGCAGAAAAACACCGCGGAGGGGGGGCAGGGGCUGGUGAACGCCUGGAACGUAACAGGCUAUUAACGCGUGUGCGAACAGACGUCGUUUCUAUCUUGUUCAUUCUUGUAAAUUAAUAAAACCCAUAACAAAGGAAAAGAAACUUUAACAACAAAUGAUCGCGUCUGUUUCUACAAUUUCAGGUGAACUUGGUGGUAAUAUGGGCUUACUUCUUGGCUGCAGUGUACUGACUAUCUGCGAGUUCUUCGACUUUUUGUGGGAAUCAAUUAAGUCCCGAAUAAGGCGCCCUAAUCAACAGAAUAGUGUUUCUUCGAGCGAUUUUUGACUCAAGUUGUCAGUAAUAUUGUUCGACCUGUAGAUCUAUAGAAAUUAGAAAUAUGGACAACACAUAAUCACAAGAACAUCAUAUUUUAUCCCAACGAUUGUUAAAUCAUCACGCCCUGACUAGUUUUCAACAAGCCACAGGUAGCAAAAUAAACUUUUAAGAUUAUCAGUAAGAUUAAGAUUAUCUGUUUUUGUUGCUGUUGUUCUACAUUAUCUUUGUUGCCAGUUGAUAAAAAAUACCAGACGAAUAUUUACUGAACCGGCCUGAGUCCCAGGGGUUCUCCCUUAUUUGGCCUGAACGGGUAUUCGCCGCCGAACAGAGUAUGGUUUUCGGGCAUACAAUUAAACUAUUAAUUUACGUCUUGAACGAGUUUUUUUUUCUUGACGGAAGCACUGAACAGGGUGUCAACGUUCGCUUUGCGUGGUGUACAAUAAUAAUAAUAAUGGUCUAAUAAUAAUCGAUUGAUUAAUUUCUAUUGUGCAAUUAUUACUUAAUUAAUUUAAGAAAAAUACUUAAUUCUGAGUGCGAAAUAAAAUGAUUUAGGGUCAUAAAAAAGGUCUCUUGACUAAUACAGGGUAGCGAAGGGUUUGAAGGCGUUUGUGGCAUAUCCCAACCCCGAAAAACUCUAGUGAGCAAAUGCGACGGCUAAACACGUAUUCUGCAAAUGAAUCCAUCCUCAAGAGGCCCCAUCUACACGAUGGAUUCCGGAUAUUCAGAAAACCGCGAAAUUUUUUUAAAAACGAAUCGGUCCCCUGUCCACACGAAACAUAGAAUCCGCCCACCUUAGGCUUAGGCACAUAAUUCCGGAAAGAAUUUUUUUUUUUUUGGAAUUUUACUCAUCAAAAAGAAUUUUGGAAAAUCUCGGGAAUUUUAGGGGGGAAAUCGACAAAUUCGAGAAUUUUAGAGCAAUUUGAGCAUUCACCUGACAUUUUGGCAAUAUUUCACGGCUAAAUGUUGACAAAACCUUUUUUUUUUGUAUUCCUACCGACCAAGAGAGGGCUCAGUCCGCUUAAAUGCUACAGCAGUGUCUAAAGCACCGUCUACUGAGCACAACAAAUCAGCGGCUUUUCAUCAGAGUCGUCUACACUACAACUUAUCAGCGGUUAUUCACCAAAAGGGGCCCUCGCUAUCAAAAAAAGCCGAAAUUUUUUAAGAAUUUUUUGGUGAAUUUCAGUGGAUUUUUUUAUCUCAAGGAUUUGCGAUUUUGUAGACGAUAAAGACUGGGUAUUUUGGAAUUCAAUUAGGUCAAAAACCUGGCCCGGUCUUAAAAGAGCAAUUGCAAAUUCAAAAUAGCGGACAACAACCUUCUGUUUUUAUUGUUUGCUGGAGCUUUUUUCCAGUCUUGUUGCUUGCAUUGAAAUCAAAAUUUCGACUUUUACGGCAACAAGAAGACAUUUUAGGAGUAAGCUAAAUCUUAAUACAUCGAAAGUAGUCUAUUAGCUAUUGCUGGUGUCUUUGUGACGUCAUCAAUUCGAAACAAACUGUCAAUCUUAGUUUCGGCUUUCAGAUUGUGGAUCGCGAGUGUAAAAAGAAGCGAGUGCUCUCCCGCUUCUUCCAUUGUUCUUUUUUUUCUUCUCUCUGUAUAUUUUUUCGCCUGCGUUCCACUAUCUGAAAGCCUGAAACUGGCUAAUAUUGAUCACUUAAACGGGGAAUGGGGGAGAAAGAACGAGCAUGGGGAGGGGGGUGGGGAAUGAAAAAUGGGAACAAAGCAGAGACCUGGAAAAGAAGUUACUGAUAGGGCUAAGGUUAGUAACAACAACAAUAUUUCCGUUUGACUUGGAACAUUCAUGCAUAGUCAUACAUACCGGCUAAGUACACGAAUCGUUUUACAAAACUCGACGUUUGCUGCAAGGUAUCUCGGAGCAAAAGCUUAAGCCCCCCAAUUCCUCGGCUCCGUUGUAUUUGUACUGAAAGCAGCGUCAAACGUCAAUAUGUAUUAAAGACGUAUCACAUGCAAGGUCCCCAAAAAUCGUAUUCCCCGCCUUUCGUCUUUCAAGACUCCAUUUGUCAAAUCCGGAACGCCUGUUAAGGAAAUAUCUUCAAUGGUGGGAUUAUUUUAAUUGACUACAUAUAAUACUAGGUCACUAGGAUAUACUGUUGCCACAACAUGGGCUACUUAAUUAUCAACUCACUACAGGACCAUUCCGCUUCGUAAAGCAAACUUUGCAAUUGCAUCAUCUUCGGGUAGGGGCCUUCAAAUAAAUUGACAACUUCGUCCAGAUCGAUAGGCAUAUCGUCCUUGAUAUGUAUGAUAGCCAGUGAGGAGAGCCUACUCUCGCCCAGGGUAAUUUAAACUGAGCUAAAACACUUAAAAUUUGUUUUCCAUUCCUCCACUAUUUGCUGAAAACCGAAAAUUAACAAGUUGUGUUUUUAGUCCUCCAUCAUUGACCCGAAAGGGGGUUCGUUUGAACCCCUCGAACCCCUCCUCCUACGCGCCUGGAAAUAUAUGGAAAAGAAUCAUCGUACAACGAAACUCUCACUUUUUUCUUUGCAGUCUGUUUGGGUGGGGUCACAUUUUUCGAAAGGUUGACUGAUCCUAAGGAUACACAAAAACUAUAUCAGGCUACUGAUUAAACUAGACGUCAAUACAGUAUAGAGGACUAGAUCUUGACGCCAAAUUCCACCAAAUUAAUUGAACAAACUUGGCAUGGACUUGAUUAAUUUCACACUGUUUAUAUGUGUUUCUAUCCUUAUUUUUCGUAUACAUCGCACAAAUAUUUAUGAUCAUAAAGAGAUAUGAUAAAAAACCACUCGGAUAACGGAUUACCGAACUCAGUAUUUUGAGGAAAGCAACGCAUAAUUUUAUUUUAUUUUUCGUUGACGUGAUCCAAUAACAUUACACAACGAUAUUUCUUCUUAUAUUCUGUAUUUAUGUUUUUUCUCUUUGGUAAUGCAUCAUUACAUAGUUAAUGGAGGUGACUGGUUAUGAAGCCCGGCAAACAUCAAAUGAGAAAACAAAGAUGCCAAGAUUUAUGUUAGAAGGUCCACGACCCUUCACAAUCUUUUGUUUUGCGUUCAUACGUUAUGCAUGAAUUACGUAACCAGUACGUUUCUAUUGGUUAGUUCCUCAGUACGAAGUAAACAACUAUUGUGUUUUGUGCAGGGUCAAGGCCAAAAAAGAGAACAAAAACAUACAACAAAGAACUUUGUCGGGUUUCAUAACCAUUCCCUCUAUUAACUAUGAUCAUUAUCAUGAGACUGAAAUCAACCCCAAAAUUGAUGAAAUUGCUCAUAAUUAAAUUAACAGGUUUUUUUGGCAAGAUGAUGAAGCAGCUGUUUUGGUAGUUGAACAGACAAGCAACCAACUGUGAACCUUAACGAACUGCUUCCUCGCUUGUUUUCUAACAAUAGUAACUUUUGGGCGACUUACCAAGGUAUGUAAACUAUUUAAAUCAAACAGUAAUUGCCUACGCAGUCAGACUUUGCCUUGAAUGUUUCUGGGACAGUCGAGAAGUCUAUCCAUUAGUGUCUUAUCGGUAAGUUCGGGCGGCUUUAUGCGAAAUUCAGGUAAAGUAAUCGAUUACAAACAGUUACUGAAUCGGACUGUUGCAGACAUUUCAAAAGUGACAGCAGUCUUUGUUCUGGGUUAGCGUAGGUUCUGAGAGAUGCCAUCACUGUUGCGGGCGACGUUUUAAUUUUUUAUUUGUUAAUUUGCUAACGCAUCUUCACGAAGCUACUUAACAAAAAAGAUUAACAUUUCAACCAAAAACCAUAACUGCACAUGUACAUGUAGUCAACAAGUUUGUUCCUUUUGCUGAUAGCGGUGAAUAAUUCGUCCGCGUUUUCUUUUUUACUUUUAUUUUUCUUAGCAGAUCGCAAAACGGGUGUUGCAUAAACCUUACAUUUCAUGUUUUGCAUCUUAUAGACUGAUAUCGGUAGGCUUCUUUUUAGAUAGGAAGAAAAUUGACUGAAACGUGGCUCAUUCGAAAUUUUUCUCUGGCUUGGAAAAAAAAUUAACAGCCAAAGUGACGUUCUUUUUUUUUAUCCGAAACCUUGGCCAUUUGAUGUCCAAUCUUUCUUUAACAUUUAUUGAAUCCUUUCUUAAGUUGAUUGGUUAUCUCUUCUUAACUACAGACGAUGUUAAAACCCAUAGGCGAUUCUUACGGAUAGAUUUAACUUUUUGGUUAUAAAUCGAUAAAAAUGUGGUUUCAGCCUUCAGGAGUAAAAAUAGUUCACUAAAAAGGUAGUUGUAUAGAUAUCUAGUUCUGAAAGAGUCAAACAGAUUCCGUUUACCCCUAUGAGUCUCAGAAAUAUCAUUUUCAGUACAAAUACAAUUUUGAAAAAUUGAUAUGAGAAACAAGAAAACACCCCGUAGAUAACCAUGAUAACGACUGAAUUAUUUAACGUAUUUAUUUAUAGCUGCUAUUUAAUUUGUUCUGAUUGUUUGAUUUUCAGGUAUGGUAAGGAAAGUGGUUGUGAGGCCCAUCGAUGAUGGCUCCAAUUCCGCGAACGAAGAGAUGAAAUCAGAGAAUCGCGACUCCCACGAAUGGACAGAAUUUGCUUCCAAUACAACUCUCCACGGACUUAGACACGUCGUCCAUGGAAACCAUUCUCCUUUGAAGCGAGCUAUUUGGCUUCUGUUUCUUUUCGCCGCUGCAAGCUUAUUCAUGUUUCUUUCCGUCAUCAGCUUCAAAAAAUUUUUUUCUUUGCCGAUCAAGACAGUAUUUUCACUGGAAACACCAACUAAUGGCUUGACCUUCCCUGCCGUAACCAUUUGUAAUUUGAACAUGUUUAUGCGAUCUAAGAUUGAUGUGGCUGAUGAUGAUGAGAGGUUUUAUCAGAUGGGAUUAAACAUUAGUGGAUGCAAUGAAACUCGUAGUGUUCGCGGAAACCUCACCUGUGGCCAGGCUCUUUUGUGUGCCUAUGGGUGGUUUGGACCGGCUUUGGUAAAAGGCUGCAAUGGGUCAACUCAACAGAAAAUAAUAGAUGUUCUGAAUCGGUCAUCAGAACGUUUGUACAAUGAAGAGGAAUUUUUUACCAGAUAUGGCCAUGAAAUGCGUAGCAUGUUGAUCCUAUACUGCCGUUUCAAAUCAAAAAUCAGAUGUUCUGAUAAGGACUUUGUUCCGCACCUGACUAAAGAAGGGCUCUGCUUCACUUUCAACUCGGGUUUAAAUGACAUUCCAUUGCAUCAUACAACUUAUGAAGGUGCUGAUUCUGGUCUUAGCAUUAUACUCGAUGUUCAAACCAACGAGAGCACAUUGAACGAAUUCUCUACUGGUUUGAAAGUGAUAGUGCACGAACAAAAUACAUUCAUCAAUCGCUAUGACGGCUUCAAUGUCUUACCUGGCACCCAUGCGUCUGCCUUGAUCAAGCUUACAAAGGUGAGUUACUGAUCAUGACCCGAGAGUACUCGUUGAAAUUCUUGAUGGGGCUGUACCUCCUGGUUCUCUAAAUCCUCGCCCUAUUUCAGACCAAAAAAAAUGUAAUAUUUUACACCCAUUUUCAGACCAGGCCUUCAUUUAAAAUCCAUAGGCAGAAAUUAUGUCAUCAUUACUUAGUUUAGACAUAUUACUCUUUCUUAUUUAUUUGGAAUGGAAACGACAAAUACGUUCGCACACUCCCGUAGCGCCCUCGAAAACCGUACCUGAUUCCAGACCACAGUAGGCAACAUCUAUACCCUUUUUCAGACCGAAACGGCCGAAACGGAAAAAAAAUUCUCUUCAGUAUUAUUUUUGCGUGGUAAAAUUCGUUGUUCAGCAUUUCGCAAAAUUAAAUUUAAACUGAUUUUGUCGAAUUUUAAAUCAGUCGGGCUUUUCUGGUAUAAUGUUUGAAACCUGUUCAGUUCUGUGCGACAUACUGAACAACUCUGUGAGGUGGAUCUUUAUAUAUCAUUAACUCUCAUAAAGGAAAGACGACCACCAAUAAAAACGAGCGAAGUAGCUGAUAUAUUACUGUACCUUUUUCUUAGAUCAAGAGACUUCCUUCACCCUACAAAACGAACUGCAGACAAAUGAAACUUGCGGCAGUUGAAAGAUACACAAAGGACGGCUGUGCAUUCGAGUGUUCCUCAAACUACACCAUCAAACAAUGUGGAUGCCGUGGUCCUGGAUUUCUAGGUUUAGAAUAGUUUUAAUUUCUUUAAUUUCUUUUUUCUAAGCCAUUUUACUUCCGUUUGUAAGUAUGACUCAGUAAUUUGAAUGAAACACAGUAUUGCCGGCAUUAUGAACUACGGUGAUACAAAUAGUCUUACGUACUCAGUAAGUCGACACCAUUGCUCUUGGUGUUCUUCUAGAUGACAAUGUAACCUGGAAAUCUAGCUCAUAUAUGUUUAAUAGCCACUAAAAUGUCUAAAUCUAUGGCCAUUAUUCAUAAAUCUAGGUUUUUUCUCUCUGCUCGCUCUCUUUGUACCUUGUAUAAUUCAACGAUCCUUCCGUAUAUAUAUUAUUGCAAUCUAGUUUGGGGAUGUGACCUACAAAUCUAAUCUUAAAAGGACAGAGUUACUUUAAUUUAUAAGAAGUGCGCACUAAGAAUAUGUAGUAAGCAAAUCUACUAGGUACGAUGCCCAUACUGACCCGAUCUUCUGGAGCAAAAGCUCUUUUCAAGAAAUGUCAAGAUUUCUACUUGUUUCAAUAAGGCCUUUUUAUGUUUUCUUUUAAGAAUUAUCAUUCGGGCCCGUAAAAUUCAAUAACUUUUUUUUUCAGUGAGCAACUAAAUGCAUAAUUAAAGUACAAGGUUAGGUCCAACUCCCUAAAUGCUCCAAUCAAAUCUUGCACAAAUUUUGGGUUUUUUUUCCCAACAAACCGACAGGGCUGAAAAACGUACUACGCAUGUCCGUGACAUCACUUGUUUACUUGUCUAGCCCUUGCGCUAAGUACUCGUGCAAAGUGAAAUUCUUGCAUCUGAGACCAUUUUAUCUUCAACCAUAAGUGUUAAACUCAUAUUUGUGAAUGCCAACAAAGGAGAAAUUCUACGAAUACGUUAGAAAUGCAACUCAUGGAAAGAAAUAUUACGUAAUCGAGGGAUCAAGGAAAAUGUUUUUGACCGUCCCUGCGAGGUUUUCAUUGUUUUGAUACAGAUCGUCAGUAAGUUUGCAGAAAGAUGACUGAGAAAUUAAAAAAGAGCAAUGUGCUGGAGUUUGGGCGACUUUUCUUCGAUGGUAAGUAAACGAUUUACUUAAACAUUACUUUAUUCUAGUUAAGGAGGAGCAAAUCUUUGUAAUGUAGCCGAGCGAAAACAGUUGUUGACCGUUUCUUGGUGGCAAGAAAGCCGGCUUUGAGCGCGAUGAUAACAUCAGACACAAGAAGUCAUGAAAGUCGUAAACUUAGUUACAAGUUAAGUUUUAGUGCGAUCAAAGAAGCUUUUUCGUACAUAUAGCUCUAGCCGGCUUAGAGGCGCCGGUCGAGCUGUAGAAUCAGUAUUUACUCGGUUAAGUUUGUUUAAAAUUUAAAUUGCACCUUUAAUCUUAUUAAUGAAUAAACUUUUAAGGUUUAAAGCUGUUGAAGUUUUGAGAAAAAAUCACAAGUUGGCUCAGCUCUAUGUGAGUUUCCGUAUUAACUAUAACUUUUCCAUUUAUGACAGGUGUGAAUGAAGCAGAAGAAUCAAGGAAUGAAGAUCUAGACUUCGAACAGAAAAAUAAAUGAAAGUUUAUAAAGAGUCAGAUUGUUCUUCUCCCCGUAAUGAAGCUUUUUAGAGAACUUCAAGUCAUUGGUACUUUUACCAGUAGGCAUCGACCGUAUUACUUACCCAUUUACUCUUUUCAACAUUAAUUUUGCCUGUUGUCAUAUACAAAACUUUAUAAUAGCUCUUUUGAGCUGAGCUAAGAAUAAGUCAUAAAGGGAAACAAGUUUGGAAGAAAGAAUUGAGUUCGAAACUGUGUUCUUACAGUUCUUAUAGUGAAAGCAAGUGAGAUAUAACAAGAGAAAUAACUAAGAGACGAUCAUUCAAGGAAAAACAAAGAUAAGUAAAAUGUACCUUUAAUACUGACACUGAUAUGAUGACCGAACGAUUUCUUAGAACUGAUAACAUAUUGAUAGUCUGUACUUUCAUUUCUGUUUAGGCUUGAAAAUGUACACAUUCGGAUGAAAGAACCGUUUUCGGCUUCGUCCGUGCAUCUUCUUUUGUUCAUAGCAAAAAACGGAAGAAAAAUUACGAAGGUGGAAUUCAAUAAAGUAUGAAAUAAUCUACCUUUAGUUUAAAUGGGAACCUUGAAUAUUCGGAAAUUAAACCACCUUAAAAAUCGGGAAAAUGUGAGGAUGUUCUGAAAAUCCUUUUGCAACUGCGAUACUAUUUAAAGCAGGGACGCUUCUUUCGUGCGUCUUCUUUUGUUCAUAGAAAAAAGUAGAAGAAAAAUUACAAAGGUAGAAACUAGAAUGAAAUAAAUUAUGAAAUAAGCUACCUUCAGUUUAAAUGGGAACCUUAAAUAUUCAGAAUCCACCUUAAAAAUCGCCAAAAUGUGAGGAUGUUUUGAAAAUCCUUUUGCAAACGAUACUCGUUUAGAUCCCAGACCUCUCUACACAUGCGCAGACGUUGUUCAGCUCUGUCCAACAAACCUUCAGUAUUUUAAAGUAGCCUGUGUUCAGACCCCCCCUCCUUAUUAUUAUUAUUAUUAUUAUUAUUAUUAUUAUUAUUAUUAUUAUUAUUAUUAUUAUUAUUAUUAUUAUCUCUUUUAUCGCAGUCUUUGCGGGUGUCCUUUUUGUGCAUCAGCCGGGCGCAAACCAUGCACCUAGAGCGUCAGUCACUCAAGUCAAUCAUUCUGUUCAUACACUAAGCACCUUUCUGAGGAUUCGAUCCCAGCAUGCAGAUCUUUUGAAUCUCCGUCAUAGUAGCUCUCUCUGAUACUUUCUUGAUGUUUUCUCUAAUUUAUCUGAUUGAAUUGUUUUUUUUAAAGGUCCACAGACGGUACCGCUGUGUUCGAUUCGGGACUCUGAUUGUGUUAGGCGAUCUACGGGUAAAAACUACAGUUCAUUCUAUGUCACUUGGUUACUAAUAAAUCCUUCAGUCGUUUGAAUUGUUGUGGAAAACUACGAGACUUUCAUGUAUAAAAUCUAAAACUGAGAUUGACGUAAACAAACGAACACACAUUAUAUAAACUAAGACAAAAUAAAAAAUAGCCCUCAUAAUAAAAAUCCGGCCAACGACCUGCAAUGAACUGUUUACUUCUGAAAAAGCAUCUUUUUUUCUAGGUAUGCAAUUGGUGUUCAUAUAGUCACUGACCGUUCUCCUGGGACUUAAAAAUCCAUCCCCAUCCGACUCAAAUUCUCCGUUACGGAAUGUUACCAUCGAAAACUGAAAACCGUUAAUUGAUGAUUGAUGUCACUCUGUCAAAAGCAAAAUUGCGCAAAAAUCUAUAAGCGGUCGAAAAUAAUCUGGCACUUUUUCUCCUCUAGUCUCGCUCGUCUAAAAAUUUGGACAAUGCCAAACUUAUCGGCCAAUCAUAUUAAGCUUCUCGCAGAUUUCAUUAGGACAGAGUGACGUCACAGAAGUCGUUCCUUAAUGCGAAAGCUUGUUUAAAUUUCACUAUCUUCAAGUUUAAGUUUCGUUUGAAAGGAAUUUUACUCAAAGGCGAAGGAAAUAGUAAGCAUACAAAACAAAUUGACAUCUGUCUCUUUUGAAUAAAGAAAGUGGCUAGUGUUCUUUCUACAAUGACCUUGUCUUUUGAGAUCUUGAUAUUGGCUCUCAGCAAGGGAGGAUAAAGGGGACAGAGAAGGCAUCCCCCAUACACACCCUAUUCCAUAGGUAAUUCGUCUCGAGUUACUUUUAAGACCACAGAUCCCUAGGGGGAUUAGACAACAGCCAAUCACAUAGCGCGAAUGUGUUCCGCGUGGAUGACCCACGCUCAGAGCCACGCGUCCUUCACGAAUUGACGCUGAAAAAAAUGGCGGAAGACUAGGAGAACGAUAUUGCUAUUCGUUUUGUCGACGAAAACGACUAAAGCGAGAUUUCUUCUGCUAAGGCUGUGUCAGCGAAACGGAAAUUAAAAAAGAAUCGCUCUUCCUGUCUUGUACAGAACUAACAGUACAGCCGGGAAAUCCUUGACACACUGAAUAUUCUCUCAGGAUCAUUUAUAAUUUACAUUUUGAAGAGAGCAACUUCUGGUUUGAUAUUUAUUCUUUUAUUAGUCUUUUGUUAUUCAACAAAAAUAACACUUGGCGUCCUACUUGCUUUAUUGUACAAACGACCGGUUUCAACAGACCGGCAAAAUUUCUCAUUUUAUUAAAGCAAAGAGGUUACGACAACUUCCAGUUAAAGUGAUUUCACGGGUUGUCAAAACGUCCAGCGAUUCCCUUUUCCCCGGUGAGCGCAGAUUCCUUUCGCUUCAAUAUUCAGAAAUGCUCUCAAUCUCUUUACGCUUUCAUUGCCUUUCGCCCGACAUGUUUUGCGCGGCGUUUAGUCAUGCGAAACAUCCACGAAACAUUCACGCAGCGUGCGAGGUAAAUUUAUCCCGAUUCUAAAAAUAACUCGAGAGAAUUACCUAUGGAAUAGGGUGUGUAAAGGGAAUGCCUUCUCUGUCCUUUUUUUCUUCUCUUGCUCUCAGUUAAAACCGUUACCACAGAGCAGUAAUCCUUUUUUUGGGAAAACGGUUUUUGUCUUUAUAUGAGAUAACGGAGCCAGGGUAACAAAGGAUUCUACUAGCGACCACAUUUGCUUCUACGAUCAUGGUUGAUGGAGCAAUUUUCUAACACCAAGUGUAAUCAAAGAUGACGAGUGAAAUUAGGGGAUCAUUUCUUGACUAUACCUAUUAAUAUCAUGGGUGACAAAUUACGCUCGUAAUCGUUAUUAUUACUUCUGAGGGGGGAGGGGGGGAACGAUAUAAGUUAGGCAACACACUGAAAAUUUUAUGACAUUAGGAAGAGUGCAUUAUACAUUAUAAUACUAAUAAUAAUAAUAAUAAUAAUAAUAAUUGUCUUUAUACAGGAAGCUCACUUCACAAAGAGUGAUAUUCAGUGAGGCCCUGUAAAACAAUAGAAAAAAUAGAUGAUCUUAGAUAAAUGAAUGCGUAAUAGUAAUUAUAAGUAAAAAGUUAAGAACUAAAAACCUAUUAAAUUAUGCAAGCUACAGGUUAAAAAUGUUAAAAUGUCAGAUAGAUUAAAAUAUUAAAAGCUAUAAAAUAUCUAAAAUAUAUAGCUUAUAUUUUUAGUUAUCAAUUGUAGAAAGUUUGGGAUCUAUUAUACCUCUUGUUUAUUUUCAGAUCAGUUUAAUAUAACGUCAUGUUCAAGCUGCAGCAACGCAUGCUCCGAACUGGAAUACGAACCACGUGUUUCCUAUUCCAAAUUCCCGGAUGUUUCAAUAGCUACCAUUUUCCAUCAUUACUUUCAUAAAACAGAGAGUCUCAAAUAUAUGCAGUAAGUUGUUAUUAAAAGCACCUUUAUAAGAAGCCAUGGAUCAAUUUAGGUUACUGGGAAACUUCCCACCUACCCCUCCUCUAAGCCAUCCUUUCGCCCAAAGUAAGGAGUAAGUGUUAAUGUUAGCUUAGGCGAGGAGUAGGUGGGCAGUUUACCAGAAAGCUAAAUUGAUUUAGGGAGUAUUGUGUUUAUGAUUUUAACAUUUUACCAAUUAUGUAUUACGAUUAGAGGAAGGGUGAAAGAAGUAGCAAAAUUUUAACCUCAAAUGGCAUAAACAAAAUUAAGCGUUAAAAUUCUCAAAGCCACUGCAGUAUUUGUAAGUCAGACUUGUAGUUAUGGCUUUCUGCUUUUCACUCUCCCGAGAUUGUCCUCACAUUCCCGACACUUUAAAAAUCAAAUGCAAAUUAUAGCAUUAGGUAUAAAUUGUAAUCACUAUCUGUCUUUUUAUUGGCUGAGAGCCUACAGUUAAUUUUAGAAAUCAGCGCAAUCUACAGUUUAGUUAGUUAUCUGUUAGCAGCUUACUGAAAAAUCUGUAGGUUGUUCGCAAAGUGCAUGAUUUCCAAGAGCAAUGUCAAACCGUUUUCCAUGCGAUGCUCUGUUUAUCCUUGUUUUGUUUGAAACAGUGAGUAAUAAAACAAUUACGUAUUAGAUUCGGUUUUUGUGAUAUCCGGAAUAAUCAAGGUCUCAGUAAGUGUCUGAUCAGCACUUUCUAACCUUGAUUAUUCCAGAUAUCACAAAAACUUCAUCCACUAUCAGCCCACUAUCAACCCACUGAUUAUGAGACCAUAAGAUCAUAGCAACGGACAGUUCCAAAUAUAGUCAUAAUACCCACUUACUCAUCUUUUUUUCCACAUUCUAAGGGAAAACUAUGUGUUUCUUCAAGUGGGUUUUCAACGAAUGUCCUACGAAAUGAGGGAAGAUGUUCCAAGCUAUGAAUCCGAGAGCCUCUUUGGUGAGUAAAGUAUCGAGAAAGAAUUAUUUCUCGAUUUUGAGUUUUUUAAGGCCGUUUUUAUCGUUAAUUUCGAAAUGAGCAGUGUCUUUACUCUUUUCAAAUGUACUUGUUAAUUGGAAGCUCUCCAAAAUCUUCUUGGAUGAAAAUAGUUAAUGAAAAAUAGUUAAUCACAGUUUUAGCACAAAAACUCUCUCUUAUCCAGAACAGGUUCAUUGCGAUAGUUGAACCGCAACGACUACCUGCAUGCACUAGGCUUCGUAGCAGGCGCCGGUUAUUUGAGGACGGAGCAGAGGGAGAAAUUUCGCGUGCGAACGGAGGCAAAAGAGGAGGCGUGGUUCCCUGGCGUUCUAACCGAAAAAAGGAACCGACACCUGCCAUGCAGGGCUUCGCAUGCCUAGUCAGAUCAGUACCAGACACUCAAAGACGAGAAUUACUCUUACCACUCGGCGUAGACUGUGACUGUACUAACACCAAUGUAACAACUUGUUGCGCUUCUGAUUGACUAGGAUUUAUUUCCGUGCUUACUGACGACCUAGCUUUUUAGCAAGUAUCUCCGAUCCUCGUAUGCAUGCAUAUAACCCGCUCACUCAGAGUUUCGAAAUGUUGAUACACAGUCCUGAGAAACUUAUUAUAUCUCCAUUUCAUCACAACACUAAAAAUUAAAAUUACUAACUUCCGGCAGUGGAUUCAUUUCACUUGCUAGCCUAAUCCUGGCAUAUUCAGAUAGUGGGGACGGCGCAAAAAAUAGUGAGCAGAAAAACACACCGGGGGGGGGGGCAGGGGCUGGUGAACGCCUGGAACGUAACAGGCUAUUAACGCGUGUGCGAACAGACGUCGUUUCUAUCUUGUUCAUUCUUGUAAAUUAAUAAAACCCAUAACAAAGGAAAAGAAGCUUUAACAACAAAUGAUCGCGUCUGUUUCUACAAUUUCAGGUGAACUUGGUGGUAAUAUGGGCUUACUUCUUGGCUGCAGUGUACUGACUAUCUGCGAGUUCUUCGACUUUUUGUGGGAAUCAAUUAAGUCCCGAAUAAGGCGCCCUAAUGAACAGAAUAAUGUUUCUUCGAGCGAUUUUUGACUCAAGUUGUCAGUAAUAUUGUUCGACCUGUAGAUCUAUAGAAAUUAGAAAUAUGGACAACACAUAAUCACAAGAACAUCAUAUUUUAUCCCAACGAUUGUUAAAUCAUCACGCCCUGACUAGUUUUCAACAAGCCACAGGUAGCAAAAUAAACUUUUAAGAUUAUCAGUAAGAUUAAGAUUAUCUGUUUUUGUACAUUAUCUUUGUUGCCAGUCGAUAAAAAAUACCAGACGCAUGUUUACUGAACCGGCCUGAGUCCCAGGAGCUCUCCCUUAUUUGGCCUGAAGGGGUAUUCGCCGCCGAACAGAGUAUGGUUUUCGGGCAUACAAUUUUACUAUUAAUUUACGUCUGGAACGGGUUUUUUUUUUUCUUGACGGAAGCACUGAACAGGGUGUCAACGUUCGCUUUGCGUGGUCUACAAUAAUAAUAAUAAUAAUAGUCUAAUAAUAAUCGAUUGAUUAAUUUCUAUUGUGCAAUUAUUACUUAAUUAAUUUAAGAAAAAUACUUAAUUCUGAGUGCGAAAUAAAAUGAUUUAGGGUCAUAAAAAAGGUCUCUUGACUAAUACAGGGUAGCGAAGGGUUUGAAGGCGUUUGUGGCAUAUCCCAACCCCGAAAAACUCUAGUGAGCAAAUGCGACGGCUAAACACGUAUUCUGCAAAUGAAUCCAUCCUCAAGAGGCCCCAUCUACACGAUGGAUUCCGGAUAUUCAGAAAACCGCGAAAUUUUUUUAAAAACGAAUCGGUCCCCUGUCCACACGAAACACACCUUAGGCUUAGGCACAUAAUUCCGGAAAGAAUUUUUUUUUUUUUUGGAAUUUUACUCAUCAAAAAGAAUUUUGGAAAAUCUCGGGAAUUUUAGGGGGGAAAUCGACAAAUUCGAGAAUUUUAGAGCAAUUUGAGCAUUCACCUGACAUUUUGGCAAUAUUCCACGGCUCAAUGUUGACAAAACUUUUUUUUUUUUGUAUUCCUACCGACCAAGAGAGGGCUCAGUCCGCUCAAAUGCUACAGCAGUGUCUAAAGCACGGUCUACUGAGCACAACAAAUCAGCGGCGUUUCAUCAGAGUCGUCUAUACUACAACUUAUCAGCGGUUAUUCACCAAAAGGGGCCCUCGCUAUCAAAAAAAAGCCGAAAUUUUUUGAGAAUUUUUUGGUGAAUUUCAUUGGAUUUUUUUAUCUCAAGGAUUUGCGAUUUUGUAGACGAUAAAGACUGGGUAUUUUGGAAUUCAAUUAGGUCAAAAACCCGGCCCGGUCUUAAAAGAGCAAUUGCAAAUUCAAAAUAGCGGACAACAACCUUCUGUUUUUACUGUUUGCUGGAGCUUUUUCCAGUCUUGUUCCUUGCAUUGAAAUCAAAAUUUCGACUUUUACCGGAACAAGAAGACAUUUUAGGAGUACGCUAAAUCUUAAUACAUCGAAAGUGGUCUAUUAGCUAUUGCUGGUGUCUUUGUGACGUCAUCAAUUCGAAUCAAACUGUCAAUCUUCGUUUCGGCUUUCAGAUUGUGGAUCGCGAGUGUAAAAAGAAGCGAGCGCUCUCCCGGUUCUUCCAUUGUUCUUUUUUUCUUCUCUCUGUAUAUUUUUCUCCUGCGUUCCACUAUCUGAAAGCCUGAAACUGGCUAAUUUUGAUCAGAUACAAGUCGCUUUCAAACAUUGAUGUUACUUAAACGGGGAAUGGGGGAGAAAGAACGAGCAUGGGGAGGGGGGAAAUGAAAAAAUGGGAACAAAGCAGAGAACUGGAAAUGAAGUUACUGACAGGGCUAAGGUUAGAAACAAUUACAACAAUAUUUCCGUUUGACUUGGAACAUUCAUGCAUAGUGAUACAUACCGGCUAAGUACACGAAACGUUUUACAAAACUCGACGUUUGCUGCAAGGUAUCUCGGAGCAAAAGCUUAAGCCCCCCAAUUCCUCGGCUCCGUUGUAUUUGUACUGAAAGCAGCGUCAAACGUCAAUAUGUAUUAAAGACGUAUCACAUGCAAGGUCCCCAAAAAUCGUAUUCCCCGCCUUUCGUCUUUCAAGACUCCAUUUGUCAAAUCCGGAACGCCUGUUAAGGAAAUAUCUUCAAUGGUGGGAUUAUUUUAAUUGACUACAUAUAAUACUAGGUCACUAGGAUAUACUGUUGCCACAACAUGGGCUACUUAAUUAUCAACUCACUACAGGACCAUUCCGCUUCGUAAAGCAAACUUUGCAAUUGCAUCAUCUUCGGGUAGAGGCCUUCAAAUAAAUUGACAACUUCGUCCAGAUCGAUAGGCAUAUCGUCCUUGAUAUGUAUGAUAGCCAGUGAGGAGGGCCUACUCUCGCCCAGGGUAAUUUAAACUGAGCUAAAACACUUAAAGUUUGUUUUCCAUUCCUCCACUAUUUGCUAAAAACUGAAAAUUAACAAGUUGUGUUUUUAGUCCUCCAUCAUUGACCCGAAAGGGGGUUCGUUUGAACCCCUCGAACCCCUCCUCCUACGCGCCUGGAAAUAUAUGGAAAAGAAUCAUCGUACAACGAAACUCUCACUUUUUUCUUUGCAGUCUGUUUGGGUGGGGUCACAUUUUUCGAAAGGUUGACUGAUCCUAAGGAUACACAAAAACUAUAUCGGGCUACUGAUUAAACUAGACGUCAAUACAGUAUAGAGGACUAGAUCUUGACGCCAAAUUCCACCAAAUUAAUUGAACAAACUUGGCAUGGACUUAAUUAAUUUCACACUGUUUAUAUGUGUUUCUAUCCUUAUUUUUCUUAUACAUUGCACAAAUAUUUAUGAUCAUAAAGAGAUAUGAUAAAAAACCAAUCGGAUAACGGAUUACCGAACUCAGUAUUUUGAGGAAAGCAACAAAUAAUUUUAUUUUGUUUUCCGUUGACGUGAUCCAAUAACAUUACACAACGAUAUUUCUUCUUCUAUUCUGUUUUUAUGUUUUUUUCUCUUUGAUAAUGCAUCAUUAUCAUGAGACUGAAAUCAACCCCAAAAUUGAUGAAAUUGCUGAUAAUUAAAUUAACAGGUUUUUUAGCAAGGUGAUGAAGCAGCUGUUUUGGUAGUUGAACAGACAAGCAACCAACUGUGAACCUUAUUAAACGAACUGCUUCCUCGCUGGCUUUCUAACAAUCGUAACUUUGGGGCGACAUACCAAGAUAUGUCAACUAUUUAAAUCAAACAGUAAUUGCCUACGCAGUCAGACUUUGCCUUGAAUGUUUCUGGGACAGUCGAGAAGUCUAUCCAUUAGUGUCUUAUCAGUAAGCUCGGGCGGCUUUAUGCGAAAUUCAGGUAAAGUAAUCGAUUACAAACAGUUACUGAAGUGACAGCAGUCUUUGCUCUGAGUUAGCGUAGGUUCUGAGAGAUGAGAUCACUAUUGCGGGCAAGGUUUUAAUUUUUUAUUUGUCAAUUUGCUAACGCAUCUUCACGAAGCUACGUAACAGAAAAGAAUAACAUUUCAACCAAAAACCAUAACUGCACAUGUACAUGUAGUCAACAAGUUUGUUCCUUUUGCUGAUAGUGGCGAAUAAUUCGUCCGUGUUUUCUUUUUUUACUUUUAUUUUUCUUAGCAGAUCGCAAAACGGGUGUUGCAUAAACCUUACAUUUCAUGCCUUGCAUCUUAUAGACUGAUAUCAGUAGGCUUCUUUUUAGAUAGGAAGAAAAUUGACUGAAACGUGGCUCAUUCGAAAUUUUUCUCUGGCUUGGAAAAAAAAAUUAACAGCCAAAGUGAUGUUCUUUUUUAUCCGAAACCUUGGACAUUUGAUGUCCAAUCUUUCUUUAACAUUUAUUGAAUCCUCUCAUAAGUUGAUUGGUUAUCUCCUCUUAACUGCAGACGAUGUUAAAACCCAUAGGCGAUUCUUACGGAUAGAUUUAGCUUUUAGGUUAUAAAAUCGAUAAAAAUGUGGUUUCAGCCAUCAGGAGGAAAAAUAGUUUUCUAAAAACGUAGUUGUAUAGAUAUCUAGUUCUGAAAGAGUCAAACAGAUUCCUUUACCCCUAUGAGUCUCAGAAAUAUCAUUUUCAGUACAAAUACAAUUUUGAAAAAUUGAUAUGAGAAACAAGAAAACACCCCGUAGAUAACCAUGAUAACGACUGAAUUAUUUAACGUAUUUAUUUAUAGCUGCUAUUUAAUUUGUUCUGAUUGUUUGAUUUUCAGGUAUGGUAAGGAAAGUGGCUGUGAGGCCCAUCGAUGAUGGCUCCAAUUCCGCGCUCGAAAAAAUGAAAUCAGAGAAUCGCGACUCUCACGAAUGGACAGAAUUUGCUUCCAGUACAACUCUCCACGGACUUAGACACGUCGUCCAUAGAAACCAUUCUCCUUUGAAGCGAGCUAUUUGGCUUCUGUUUCUUUUCGCAGCUGCAAGCUUGUUCAUGUUUCUUUCCAUCAUCAGCUUAAGAAAAUUUUUUUCUUUGCCGAUCAAGACAGUAUUUGCACUGGAAACACCGACUAAUGGCUUGACCUUCCCUGCCGUAACCAUUUGUAAUUUGAACAUGUUUAUGCGAUCUAAGAUCGAUGUGGCUGAUGAUGAUGAGAAGUUUUAUCCGAUGGGAUUAAACAUUAGUGGAUGCAGUGAAACUCGUAGUGUUCGCGGAAACCUCACAUGUGGCCAGGCUCUUUUGUGUGCCUAUGGGUGGUAUGGACCGGCUUUGGUAAAAGGCUGCAAUGGGUCAACUCAACAGAAAAUAAUAAAUGUUCUGAAUCGGUCAUCAGAACGUUUGUACAAUGAAGAGGAAUUUCUUACCAGAUAUGGCCAUGAAAUGCGUAGCAUGUUGAUCCUAUACUGCCGUUUCAAAUCAAAAAUCAGAUGUUCUGAUAAGGACUUUGUUCCGCACCUGACUAAAGAAGGGCUCUGCUUCACUUUCAACUCGGGUUUAAAUGACGUUCCAAUGCAUCAUACAACUUAUGAAGGUGCUGAUUCUGGUCUUAGCAUUAUACUCGAUGUUCAAACCAACGAGAGCACAUUGAACGAAUUCUCUACUGGUUUGAAAGUGAUUGUGCACGAACAAAAUACAUUUAUCAAUCGCUAUGACGGCUUCAAUGUCUUACCUGGCACCCAUGCGUCUGCCUUGAUCAAGCUUACAAAGGUGAGUUACUGAUCAUGACCCGAGAGUACUCGUUGGAAUUCUUGAUGGGGCUGUACCUCCCGGUUCUCUAAAUCCUCGCCCUAUUUCAGACCAAAAAAUGUAAUUUUUUACACCCGUUUUCAGACCAGGCCUUUAAAAUCUAUAGGCAGAAAUUAUGUCAUCAUUACUUAGUUUAGACAUAUUACUCUUUCUUAUUUAUUUGGAAUGGAAACGACAAAUACGUUCGCAAACUCCCGUAGCGCCCUCGAAAACCGUACCUGAUUCCAGACCACAGUAGGCAACAUCUAUACCCUUUUUCAGACCGAAACGGCCGAAACGGAAAAAAAAUUCUCUUCAGUAUUAUUUUUGCGUGGUAAUAUUCGUUGUUCAGCAUUUCGCAAAAUUAAAUUUAAACUGAUUUUGUCGAAUUUUAAAUCAGUCGGGCUUUUCUGGUAUAAUGUUUGAAACCUGUUCAGUUCUGUGCGACAUACUGAACAAUUCUGUGAGGUGGAUCUUUAUAUAUCAUUAACUCUCAUAAAGGAAAGACGACCACCAAUCAAAACGAGCGAAGUAGCUGAUCUAUUACUGUACCUUUUUCUUAGAUCAAGAGACUUCCUUCACCCUACAAAACGAACUGCAGACAAAUGAAACUUGCGGCAGUUGAAAGAUACACAAAGGACGGCUGUGCAUUCGAGUGUUCCUCAAACUACACUAUCAAACAAUGUGGAUGCCGUGGUCCUGGAUUUCUAGGUUUAGAAUAGUUUUAAUUUCUUUAAUUUCUUUUUUCUAAGCCAUUUUACUUCCGUUUGUAAGUAUGACUCAGUAAUUUGAAUGAAACACAGUAUUGCCGGCAUUAUGAACUACGGUGAUACAAAUAGUCUUACGUACUCAGUAAGUCGACACCAUUGCUCUUGGUGUUCUUCUAGAUGACAAUGUAACCUGGAAAUCUAGCUCAUAUAUGUUUAAUAGCCACUAAAAUGUCUAAAUCUAUGGCCAUUAUUCAUAAAUCUAGGUUUUUUCUCUCUGCUCGCUCUCUUUGUACCUUGUAUAAUUCAACGAUCCUUCCGUAUAUAUAUUAUUGCAAUCUAGUUUGGGGAUGUGACCUACAAAUCUAAUCUUAAAAGGACAGAGUUACUUUAAUUUAUAAGAAGUGCGCACUAAGAAUAUGUUAGUAAGCAAAUCUACUAGGUACGAUGCCCAUACUGACCCGAUCUUCUGGAGCAAAAGCUCUUUUCAAGAAAUGUCAAGAUUUCUACUUGUUUCAAAAAGGCCUUUUUAUGUUUUCUUUUAAGAAUUAUCAUUCGGGCCCUUAAAAUUCAAUAACUUUUUUUUUCAGUGAGCAACUAAAUGCAUAAUUAAAGUACAAGGUUAGGUCCAACUCCCUAAAUGCUCCAAUCAAAUCUUGCACAAAUUUUGGGUUUUUUUUCCCAACAAACCGACAGGGCUGAAAAACGUACUACGCAUGUCCGUGACAUCACUUGUUUACUUGUCUAGCCCUUGCGCUAAGUACUCGUGCAAAGUGAAAUUCUUGCAUCUGAGACCAUUUUAUCUUCAACCAUAAGUGUUAAACUCAUAUUUGUGAAUGCCAACGAAGGAGAAAUUCUACGAAUACGUUAGAAAUGCAAUUCAUGGAAAGAUAUGUUACGUAAUCUAGGGAUCAAGGAAAAUGUUUUUAACCGUCCCUGCGAGGUUUUUCAUUGUCUUGAUACAGAUCGUCAGUAAGUUUGCAGAAAGAUGACUGAGAAAUUAAAAAAGAGCAAUGUGCUGGAGUUUGGGCGACUUUUCUUCGAUGGUACGUAAACGAUUUAUUUAAACAUUACUUUAUUCUGGAGCAAAUCUUUGUAAUGUAGCCGAGUGAAAACAGUUGUUGACCGUUUCUUGGUGGCAAGAAAGCCGGCUUUGAGCCCGAUGAUACCAUCUGACACAAGAAGUCAUGAAAGUCGUAAACUUAGUUACGAGUUUUAGUGCGAUCAAAGAAGCUUUCUCUUACAUAUAGCUCUAGCCGGCUUAGAGGCGCUGGUCGGGCUGUAGAAUCAGUAUUUAUUCGGUUAAGUUUGUCAAAAGUAAAUUUGCACCUUUAAGCUUAUUAAUGAAUAAACUUUUAAAGUUUAAAGCUGGUGAAGAUUUGAGAAACAAUCACAAGUUGGUUCUACUCUGUGUGAGUUUUUCGUAUUAACUAUAAGUUUUUCACUUAUAACAGGUUUGAAUGAAGCAGAAGAAUCAAGGAAUGAAGAUCUAGGCUUCAAGAAAAAUAAAUGACAGUUUCUAAAGAGUCAGAUUGUGCUUCUCCCUGCAAUGAAGCUUUGAGAGAAUUUCAAGUCAUUGAUAUUUUUUACCAGCAGGCAGACUGGAUUACUUACCCAUUUACCCCUGUUUCAACAUUAAUUUUGCCUGUUGUCAUAUACAAAAAUUUAUAAUAGCUCUUUUGAGCUGAGCUAAGAAUAAGUCAUAAAGGGAAACAAGUUUGGAAGAAAGAAUUGAGUUCGAAACUGUGUUCUUACAGUUCUUAUAGUGAAAGCAAGUGAGAUAUAACAAGAGAAAUAACUAAGAGACGAUCACUCAAGGAAAAACAAAGAUAAGUAAAAUGUACCUUUAAUACUGACACUGAUAUGAUGACCGAACGAUUUCUUAGAACUGAUAACAUAUUGAUAGUCUGUACUUUCAUUUCUGUUUAGGCUUGAAAAUGUACACAUUCGGAUGAAAGAACCGUUUUCGGCUUCGUCCGUGCAUCUUCUUUUGUUCAUAGCAAAAAACGGAAGAAAAAUUACGAAGGUGGAAUUCAAUAAAGUAUGAAAUAAUCUACCUUUAGUUUAAAUGGGAACCUUGAAUAUUCGGAAAUUAAACCACCUUAAAAAUCGGGAAAAUGUGAGGAUGUUCUGAAAAUCCUUUUGCAACUGCGAUACUAUUUAAAGCAGGGACGCUUUUUUUUCGUGCGUCUUCUUUUGUUCAUAGAAAAAGUAGAAGAAAAAUUACAAAGGUAGAAACUAGAAUUAAAUAAAGUAUGAAAUAAGCUACCUUUAGUUUAGAUGGGAACCUUAAAUAUUCAGAAUCCGCCUUAAAAAUCGCCAAAAUGUGAGGAUGUUUUGAAAAUCCUUUUUGCAAACGAUACUCGUUUAGAUCACAGACCUCUCUACACAUGCGCAGACGUUGUUCAGCUCUGUCCAACAAACCUUCAGUAUUUUAAAGUACCUGUGUUUUUCAGACCCCCCCUAUUAUUAUUUUAUUAUUAUUAUUAUUAUUAUUAUUAUUAUUAUUAUUAUUAUUAUUAUUAUUAUUAUUAUUAUUAUCUUUUAUCGCAGUCUUUGCGGGUGUCCUUUUUGUGCAUCAGCCGGGCGCAAACCAUGCACCUAGAGCGUCAGUCACUCAAGUCAAUCAUUCUGUUCACACACUAAGCACCUUUCUGAGGAUUCGAUCCCAGCAUGCAGAUCUUUUGAAUCUCCGUCAUAGUAGCUCUCUCUGAUACUUUCUUGAUGUUUUCUCUAAUUUAUCUGAUUGAAUUUUUUUUUAAAGGUCCACAGACGGUACCGCUGUGUUCGAUUCGGGACUCUGAUUGUGUUAGGCGAUCUACGGGUAAAAACUACAGUUCAUUCUAUGUCACUUGGUUACUAAUAAAUCCUUCAGUCGUUUGAAUUGUUGUGGAAAACUACGAGACUUUCAUGUAUAAAAUCUAAAACUGAGAUUGACGUAAACAAACGAACACACAUUAUAUAAACUAAGACGAAAUAAAAAAUAGCCCUCAUAAUAAAAAUCCGGCCAACGACCUGCAAUGAACUGUUUACUUCUGAAAAAAGCAUCUUUUUUCUAGGUAUGCAAUUGGUGUUCAUAUAGUCACUGACCGUUCUCCUGCGACUUAAAAAUCCAUCCCCAUCCGACUCAAAUUCUCCGUUACGGAAUGUUACCAUCGAAAACUGAAAACUGUUAAUUGAUGAUUGAUGUCACUCUGUGAAAAGCAAAAUUGCGCAAAAGUCUAUAAGCGGUCGAAAAUAAUGUGGCACUUUUUCUCAUCUAGCCUCGCUCGUCUAAAAAUUUGGACAAUGCCAAACUUAUCGGCCAAUCAUUUUAAGCUUCUCGCAAAUUUCAUUAGGACAGAGUGACGUCACAGAAGUCGUUCCUUAAUGCGAAAGCUUGUUUAAAUUUCACUAUCUUCAAGUUUAAGUUUCAUUUGAAUGGAAUUUUACUCAAAGGAGAAGGAAAAAGUAAGCAUACAAAACAAAUUGACAUCUGUCUCUUUUGAAUAAAGAAAGUGGCUAGUGUCCUUUCUACAAUGACCUUGUCUUUUGAGAUCUUGAUAUUGGCUCUCAGCAAGGGAGGAUAAAGGGGACAGAGAAGGCAUCCCCCAUACACACCCUAUUCCAUAGGGAAUUCGUCUCGAGUUAUUUUUAAGACCACAGAUCCCGAGGGGGAUUAGACGACAGCCAAUCACAUAGCGCGAAUGUGUUCCGCGUGGAUGACACACGCUCAGAGCCACGCGUCCUUCACGAAUUGACGCUGAAAAAAAUGGCGGAAGACGCGGAGAACGAUAUUGCUAUUGGUUUUGUCGACGAAAACGACUAAAGCGAGAUUUCUUCUGCUAAGGCUGUGUCAGCGAAACGGAAAUUAAAAAAGAAUCGCUCUUCCUGUCUUGUACAGAACUAACAGUACAGCCGGGAAAUCCUUGACACACUGAAUAUUCUCUCAGGAUCAUUUAUAAUUUACAUUUUGAAGAGAGCAACUUCUGGUUUGACAUUUAUUCUUUUAUUAGUCUUUUGUUAUUCAACAAAAAUAACACUUGGCGUCCUACUUGCUUUAUUGUACAAACGACCGGUUUCAACAGACCGGCGAAAUUUCUCAUUUUAUUAAAGCAAAGAGGUUACGACAACUUCCAGUUAAAGUGAUUUCACGGGUUGUCAAAACGUCCAGCGAUUCCCUUUUCCCCGGUGAGCGCAGAUUCCUUUCGCUUCAAUAUUCAGAAAUGCUCUCAAUCUCUUUACGCUUUCAUUGCCUUUCGCCCGACAUGUUUUGCACGGCGUUUAGUCAUGCGAAACAUCAACGAAACAUUCACGCAGCGUGCGAGGUAAAUUUAUCCCGAUUCUAAAAAUAACUCGAGAGAAUUACCUAUGGAAUAGGGUGUGUAAAGGGAAUGCCUUCUCUGCCCUUUUUUUCUUCUCUUGCUCUCAGUUAAAACCGUUACCACAGAGCAGUAAUCCUUUUUUUGGGCAUACGGUUUUUGUCUUUAUAUGAGAUAACGGAGCCAGUGUAACAAAGGAUUCUACUAGCGACCACAUUUGCUUCUACGAUCAUGGUUGAUGGAGCAAUUUUCUAACACCAAGUGUAAUCAAGAGAUGACGAGUGAAAUUAGGGGAUCAUUUCUUGACUAUACCUAUUAAUAUCAUGGGUGACAAAUUACGCUCGUAAUCGUUAUUAUUACUUCUGAGGGGGGAGGGGGGGAACGAUAUAAGUUAGGCAACACACUGAAAAUUUUACAGUAUCAAUUUGGGCUUAAUAAGUUCACAAUUAUCUUAAAUUUUCGACGAAAAACCUGUUAGAUCUCUUUCCUGUCUUUAAGUUUUCUAAAUCGUCUUUUAAUGCCCUAGCAUCUUCAUUCACAACAUUUUAAAACCGUAACGCCAUCUUGGCGCUGAGACAAACUUUCAGAUGUCAAAUCAUAAAGUAACCGUGAAAUUUCUUGAUAUUAGGAAGAGUGUACUAUACAUUAUAAUACUACUACUACUACUACUACUACUACUACUAAUAAUAAUAAUAAUAAUAAUAAUAAUAAUAAUCUUUAUACAGGAAGCUCACUUCACAAAGAGUGGUAUUCAGUGAGGCCCUGUAAAACAAUAGAAAAAAUAGAUGAUCUUAGAUAAAUGAAUGCGUAAUAGUAAUAAUAAGUAAAAAGUUAAGAACUAAAAACCUAUUAAAUUAUGCAAGCUACAGGUUAAAAAUGUUAAAAUGUCAGAUAGAUUAAAAUAUUAAAAGCUAUAAAAUAUCUAAAAUAUAUAGCUUAUAUUUUUAGUUAUCAAUUGUAGAAAGUUUGGGAUCUAUUACACCUCUUGUUUAUUUUCAGAUCAGUUUAAUAUAACGUCAUGUUCCAGCUGCAGCAACGCAUGCUCCGAACUGGAAUACGAACCACGUGUUUCCUAUUCCAAAUUCCCGGAUGUUUCAAUAGCUACCAUUUUCCAUCAUUACUUUCAUAAAACAGAGAGUCUCAAAUAUAUGCAGUAAGUUGUUAUUAAAAGCACCUUUAUAAGAAGGCAUGGAUCAAUUUAGGUUACUGGGAAACUUCCCACCUACCCCUCCCCUAAGCCAUCCUUUUGCCCAAAGUAAGGAGUAAGUGUUAAUAUUAGCUUAAGCGAGGGGUAGGUGGGCAGUUUACCAGAAAGCUAAAUUGAUUUAGGGAGUAUUGUGUUUAUGAUUUUAACAUUUUACCAAUUAUGUAUUACGAUUAGAGGAAGGGUGAAAGAAGUAGCAAAAUUUUAACCUCAAAUGGCAUAAAGAAAAUUUAGCGUUAAAAUUCUCAAAGCCACUGCAGUAUUUGUAAGUCAGACUUGUAGUUAUGACUUUCUGCUUUUCACUCUUCCGAGAUUGUCCUCACAGUCCAGACACUUUCAAAAUCAAAUGCAAAUUAUAGCAAUUAGUAUAAAUUGUAAUCACUAUCUGUCUUUCAUUGGCUAAGAGCCUACAGUUAAUUUUAGAAAUCAGCGCAAUCUACAGUUUAGUUAGUUAUCUGUUAGCAGCUUACUGAAAAAUCUGUAGGUUGUUCGCAAAGUGCAUGAUUUCCAAGAGCAAUGUCAAACCGUUUUCCAUGCGAUGCUCUGUUUAUCCUUAUUUUGUUUAAAACAGUGAGUAAUAAAACAAUUACGUAGUAGAUUCGGUUUUUGUGAUAUCCGGAAUAAUCAAGGUCUCAGUAAGUGUCUGAUCAGCACUUUCUAACCGUGAUUAUUCCAGAUAUCACAAAAACGUCAUCCACUAUCAGCCCAUUAUCAACCCACUGAUUAUGAGACCAUAAGAUCAUAGCAACGGACAGUUCCAAAUAUAGUCAUAAUACCCACUUACUCAUCUUUUUUUCCACAUUCUAAGGGAAAACUAUGUGUUUCUUCAAGUGGGUUUUCAACGACUGUCCUACGAAAUGAGGGAAGAUGUUCCAAGCUAUGAAUCCGAGAGCCUCUUUGGUGAGUAAAGUAUCGAGAAAGAAUUAUUUCGCGAUUUUGAGUUUUUUAAGGUUGUUGUUAUCGUUAAUUUCGAAAUGAGCAGUGUCUUUACUCUUUGCAAAUGUACUUGUUAAUUGGAAGCUCUCCAAAAUCUCCUUGGAUGAAAAUAGUUAAUGAAAAAUAGUUAAUCACAGUUUUAGUACAAAAACUCUCUCUUAUCCAGAACAGGUUCAUUGCGAUAGUUGAACCACAACGACUGUCUGAAUGCACUAGGCUUCGUAGCAGUCGCCGGUUAUUUGAGGACGGAGCAGAGGGAGAAAUUUCGCUCGCGAACGGAGGCAAAAGAGGAGGCGUGGUUCCCUGGCGUUCUAACCGAAAAAAGGAACCGACACCUGCCAUGCAGGGCCUCGCAUGCCUAGUCAGAUCAGUACCAGACACUCAAAGACGAGAAUUACUCUUACCACUCGGCGUAGACUGUGACUGUACUAACACCAUUGUAACAACUUGUUGCGCUUCUGAUUGACUAGGAUUUAUUUCCGUGCUUACUGACGACCUAGCUUUUUAGCAAGUAUCUCCGAUCCUCGUAUGCAUGCAUAUAACCCGCUUACUCAGAGUUUCGAAAUGUUGAUACACAGUCCUGAGAAGCUUAUUAUAUCUCCAUUUCAUCACAACACUAAAAAUUAAAAUUACUAACUUCCGGCAGUGGAUCCAUUUCACGUGCUAGCCUGUUCCUGGCAUAUUCAGAUAGUGGGGUCGGCGCAAAAAAUAGAGAGCAGAAAAACACAGCGGGGGGGCAGGGGCUGGUGAACGCCUGGAACGUAACAGGCUAUUAACGCGUGUGCGAACAGACGUCGUUUCUAUCUUGUUCAUUCUUGUAAAUUAAUAAAACGCGUAACAAAGGAAAAGAAGCUUUAACAACAAAUGAUCGCGUCUGUUUCUACAAUUUCAGGUGAACUUGGUGGUAAUAUGGGCUUACUUCUUGGCUGCAGUGUACUGACUAUCUGCGAGUUCUUCGACUUUUUGUGGGAAUCAAUUAAGUCCCGAAUAAGGCGCCCUAAUCAACAGAAUAGUGUUUCUUCGAGCGAUUUUUGACUCAAGUUGUCAGUAAUAUUGUUCGACCUGUAGAUCUAUAGAAAUUAGAAAUAUGGACAACACAUAAUCACAAGAACAUCAUAUUUUAUCCCAACGAUUGUUAAAUCAUCACGCCCUGACUAGUUUUCAACAAGCCACAGGUAGCAAAAUAAACUUUUAAGAUUAUCAGUAAGAUUAAGAUUAUCUGUUUUUGUUGCUGUUGUUGUACAUUAUCUUUGUUGCCAGUUAAUAAAAAAUACCAGACGCAUGUUUACUGAACCGGCCUGAGUCCCAGGAGCUCUCCCUUAUUUGGCCUGAACGGGUAUUCGCCGCCGAACAGAGUGUGGUUUUCGGGCAUACAAUUUUACUAUUAAUUUACCUCUGGAACGGUUUUUUUUUUCUUGACGGAAGCAUUGAACAGGGUGUCAACGUUCGCUUUGCGUGGUCUACAAUAAUAAUAAUAAUGGUCUAAUAAUAAUCGAUUGAUUAAUUUCUAUUGUGCAAUUAUUACUUAAUUAAUUUAAGAAAAAUACUUAAUUCUGAGUGCGAAAUAAAACGAUUUAGGGUCAUAAAAAAGGUCUCUUGACUAAUACAGGGUAGCGAAGGGUUUGAAGGCGUUUGUGGCAUAUCCCAACCCCGAAAAACUCUAGUGAGCAAAUGCGACGGCUAAACACGUAUUCUGCAAAUGAAUCCAUCCUCAAGAGGCCCCGUCUACACGAUGGAUUCCGGAUAUUCAGGAAACCGCGAAAUUUUUUUAAAAACGAAUCGGUCCCCUGUCCACACGAAGCAUAUAAUCCGCCCACCUUAGGCUUAGGCACAUAAUUCCGGAAAGAAUUUUUUUUUUUUUUUUUGGAAUUUUACUCAUCAAAAAGAAUUUUGGAAAAUCUCGGGAAUUUUAGGGGGAAAAUCGACAAAUUCGAGAAUUUUAGAGCAAUUUGAGCAUUCACCUGACAUUUUGGCAAUAUUUCACGGCUAAAUGUUGACAAAAACUUUUUUUUUUUGUAUUCCUACCGACCAAGAGAGGGCUCAGUCCGCUCAAAUGCUACAGCAGUGUCUAAAGCACGGUCUACUGAGCACAACAAAUCAGCGGCUUUUCAUCAGAGUCGUCUAUACUACAACUUAUCAGCGGUUAUUCACCAAAAGGGGCCCUCGCUAUCAAAAAAAAGCCGAAAUUUUUUAAGAAUUUUUUGGUGAAUUUCAGUGGAUUUUUUUAUCUGAAGGAUUUGCGAUUUUGUAGACGAUAAAGACUGGGUAUUGGAAUUCAAUUAGGUCAAAAACCCGGCCCGGUCUUAAAAGAGCAAUUGCAAAUUCAAAAUAGCCGACAACAACCUUCUGUUUUUACUGUUUGCUGGAGCUUUUUUCCAGACUUGUUGCUUGUAUUGAAAUCAAAAUUUCGACUUUUACCGGAACAAGAAGACAUUUUAGGAGUAAGCUAAAUCUUAAUACAUCGAAAGUGGUCUAUUAGCUAUUGCUGGUGUCUUUAUGACGUCAUCAAUUCGAAACAAACUGUCAAUCUUCGUUUCGGCUUUCAGACUGUGGAUCGCGAGUGUAAAAAGAAGCGAGCGCUCUCCCGGUUCUUCCAUUGUUCUUUUUUUUCUUCUCUCUGUAUAUUUUUCUCCUGCCUUCCACUAGGCUAAUUUUGAUCAGAUACAAGUCGCUUUCAAACAUUGAUGUUACUUAAACGGGGAAUGGGGGAGAAAGAACGAGCAUGGGGAGGGGGGAAAUGAAAAAUGGGAACAAAAUAGAGAACUGGAAAUGAAGUUACUGACAGGGCUAAGGUUAGUAACGAUUACAAAAAUAUUUCCGUUUGACUUGGAACAUUCAUGCAUAGUGAUACAUACCGGCUAAGUACACGAAACGUUUUACAAAACUCGACGUUUGCUGCAAGGUAUCUCGGAGCAAAAGCUUAAGCCCCCCAAUUCCUCGGCUCCGUUGUAUUUGUACUGAAAGCAGCGUCAAACGUCAAUAUGUAUUAAACACGUAUCACCUGCAAGGUCCCCAAAAAUCGUAUUCCCCGCCUUUCGUCUUUCAAGACUCCAUUUGUCAAAUCCGGAACGCCUGUUAAUUAGGAAAUAUCUUCAAUGGUGGGAUUAUUUUAAUUGACUACAUAUAAUACUAGGUCACUAGGAUAUACUGUUGCCACAACAUGGGCUACUUAAUUAUCAACUCACUAUAGGACCAUUCCGCUUCGUAAAGCAAACUUUGCAAUUGCAUCAUCUUCGGGUAGGGGCCUUCAAAUAAAUUGACAACUUCGUCCAGAUCGAUAGGCAUAUCGUCCUUGAUAUGUAUGAUAGCCAGUGAGGAGGGCCUACUCUCGCCCAGGGUAAUUUAAACUGAGCUAAAACACUUAAAGUUUGUUUUCCAUUCCUCCGUUAUUUGCUAAAAACUGAAAAUUAACAAGUUGUGUUUUCAGUCCUCCAUCACUGACCCGAAAGGGGGUUCGUUUGAACCCCUCGAACCCCUCCUCCUACGCGCCUGGAAAUAUAUGGAAAAGAAUCAUCGUACAACGAAACUCUCACUUUUUUCUUUGCAGUCUGUUUGGGCAUAGUUAUCCCAAGGAUACACGAAAACUAUAUCGGGCUACUGAUAAAACUAGACGUCAAAACAGUAUAGAGGACUAGAUCUUGACGCCAAAUUCUACCAAAUUAAUUGAACAAACUUGGCAUGGACUUAAUUAAUUUCACACUGUUUAUAUGUGUUUCUAUCCUUAUUUUUCAUAUACAUUGCACAAAUAUUUAUAAUCAUAAAGAGAUAUGAUAAAAAACCAAUCGGAUAACGGAUUACCGAACUCAGUAUUUUGAGGAAAGCAACGCAUAAUUUUAUUUUAUUUUUCGUUGACGUGAUCCAAUAACAUUACACAACGAUAUUUCUUCUUAUAUUCUGUAUUUAUGUUUUUUCUCUUUGGUAAUGCAUCAUUAUCAUGAGACUGAAAUCAACCCAAAAAUUGAUGAAAUUGCUCAUAAUUAAAUAAACAGGUUUUUUUGGCAAGAUGAUGAAGCAGCUGUUUUGGUAGUUGAACAGACAAGCAACCAACUGUGAACCUUAACGAACUGCUUCCUCGCUUGUUUUCUAACAAUAGUAACUUUCGGGCGACAUACCAAGGUAUGUAAACUAUUUAAAUCAAACAGUAAUUGCCUACGCAGUCAGACUUUGCCUUGAAUGUUUCUGGGACAGUCGAGAAGUCUAUCCAUUAGUGUCUUAUCGGCAAGUUCGAGCGGCUUUAUGCGAAAUUCAGGUAAAGUAAUCGAUUACAAACAGUUACUGAAUCGGACUGUUGCAGACAUUUCAAAAGUGACAGCAGUCUUUGUUCUGAGUUAACGUAGGUUCUGAGAGAUGCCAUCACUGUUGCGGGCGACGUUUUAAUUUUUCAUUUGUUAAUUUGCUAACGCAUCUUCACGAAGCUACUUAACAGAAAAGAUUAACAUUUCAACCAAAAACCAUAACUGCACAUGUACAUGUAGUCAACAAGUUUGUUCCUUUUGCUGAUAGUGGCGAAUAAUUCGUCCGCGUUUUCUUUUUUACUUUUAUUUUUCUUAGCAGAUCGCAAAACGGGUGUUGCAUAAACCUUACAUUUCAUGUUUUGCAUCUUAUAGACUGAUAUCGGUAGGCUUCUUUUUAGAUAGGAAGAAAAUUGACUGAAACGUGGCUCAUUCGAAAUUUUUCUCUGGCUUGGAAAAAAAAUUAACAGCCAAAGUGACGUUCUUUUUUUUAUCCGAAACCUUGGCCAAUUGAUGUCCAAUCUUUCUUUAACAUUUAUUGAAUCCUUUCUUAAGUCGAUUGGUUAUCUCUUCUUAACUGCAGACGAUGUUAAAACCCAUAGGCGAUUCUUACGGAUAGAUUUAAGUUUUUGGUUAUAAAUAGAUAAAAAUGUGGUUUCAGCCUUCAGGAGUAAAAAUAGUUCACUAAAAAGGUAGUUGUAUAGAUAUCUAGUUCUGAAAGAGUCAAACAGAUUCCGUUUACCCCUAUGAGUCUCAGAAAUAUCAUUUUCAGUACAAAUACAAUUUUGAAAAAUUGAUAUGAGAAACAAGAAAAAACCCCGUAGAUAACCAUGAUAACGACUGAAUUAUUUAACGUAUUUAUUUAUAGCUGCUAUUUAAUUUGUUCUGAUUGUUUGAUUUUCAGGUAUGGUAAGGAAAGUGGUUGUGAGGCCCAUCGAUGAUGGCUCCAAUUCCGCGAACGAAAAAAUGAAAUCAGAGAAUCGCGACUCCCACGAAUGGACAGAAUUUGCUUCCAAUACAACUCUCCACGGACUUAGACACGUCGUCCAUAGAAACCAUUCUCCUUUGAAGCGAGCUAUUUGGCUUCUGUUUCUUUUCGCCGCUGCAAGCUUGUUCAUGUUUCUUUCCGUCAUUAGCUUAACAAAAUUUUUUUCUUUGCCGAUCAAGACAGUAUUUUCACUGGAAACACCGACUAAUGGCUUGACCUUCCCUGCCGUAACCAUUUGUAAUUUGAACAGGUUUAUGCGAUCUAAGAUCGAUGUGGCUGAUGAUGAUGAGAAGUUUUAUCAGAUGGGAUUAAACAUUAGUGGAUGCAGUGAAACUCGUAGUGUUCGCGGAAACCUCACCUGUGGCCAGGCUCUUUUGUGUGCCUAUGGGUGGUUUGGACCGGCUUUGGUAAAAGGCUGCAAUGGGUCAACUCAACAGAAAAUAAUAAAUGUUCUGAAUCGGUCAUCAGAACGUUUGUACAAUGAAGAGGAAUUUCUUACCAGAUAUGGCCAUGAAAUGCGUAGCAUGUUGGUCCUCUAUUGCCGUUUCAAAUCAAAAAUCAGAUGUUCUCAUAAGGACUUUGUUCCGCACCUGACUAAAGAAGGGCUCUGCUUUACUUUUAACUCGGGUUUAAAUGACAUUCCAUUACAUCAUACAACUUAUGAAGGUGCUGAUUCUGGUCUUAGCAUUAUACUCGAUGUUCAAACCAACGAGAGCACAUUGAACGAAUUCUCUACUGGUUUGAAAGUGAUUGUGCACGACCAAAAUACAUUUAUCAAUCGCUAUGACGGCUUCAAUGUCUUACCUGGCACCCAUGCGUCUGCCUUGAUCAAGCUUACGAAGGUGAGUUACUGAUCAUGACCCGAGAGUACUCGUUGGAAUUCUUGAUGGGGCUGUACCUCCCGGUUCUCUAAAUCCUCGCCCUAUUUCAGACCAAAAAAUGUAAUUUUUUACACCCGUUUUCAGACCAGGCCUUUAAAAUCCAUAGGCAGAAAUUAUGUCAUCAUUACUUAGUUUAGACAUAUUACUCUUUCUUAUUUAUUUGGAAUGGAAACGACAAAUACGUUCGCAAACUCCCGUAGCGCCCUCGAAAACCGUACCUGAUUCCAGACCACAGUAGGCAACAUCUAUACCCUUUUUCAGACCGAAACGGCCGAAACGGAAAAAAAAUUCUCUUCAGUAUUAUUUUUGCGUGGUAAUAUUCGUUGUUCAGCAUUUCGCAAAAUUAAAUUUAAACUGAUUUUGUCGAAUUUUAACUCAGUCGGGCUUUUCUUGUAUAAUGUUUGAAACCUGUUCAGUUCUGUGCGACAUACUGAACAACUCUGUGAGGUGGAUCUUUAUAUAUCAUUAACUCUCAUAAAGGAAAGACGACCACCAAUCAAAACGAGCGAAAUAGCUGAUCUAUUACUGUACCUUUUUCUUAGAUCAAGAGACUUCGUUCACCCUACAAAACGAACUGCAGACAAAUGAAACUGGCGGCAGUUGAAAGAUACACAAAGGACGGCUGUGCAUUCGAGUGUUCCUCAAACUACACCAUCAAACAAUGUGGAUGCCGUGGUCCUGGAUUUCUAGGUUUAGAAUAG